This is a messenger RNA of Meira miltonrushii, 3540 nucleotides long. Its product is annotated as putative kinesin-1 motor protein. The coding region runs from base 226 to 3180 and encodes 984 amino acids. NCBI's taxonomy places the organism in Eukaryota, Fungi, Basidiomycota, Exobasidiomycetes, Exobasidiales, Brachybasidiaceae. The transcript has a single exon. Gene Ontology annotation, molecular function: microtubule motor activity; ATP binding; microtubule binding. Gene Ontology annotation, biological process: microtubule-based movement. The record is from RefSeq and is a predicted model, not a curated record.
CGUUUCAAAAGCAGAACGAAUUUCAAUCAUCAAAGAUCAUCAUCAUCAACAAACAAAUUAUACCCUUUCACACAAAUAACUUCCAUCCUUCCUCCUACUCAUACCAACCAAAUCCAAUCACUGUCUCAAAUAGGGUCUAUCAGGACCCAAUCAGUCUUUCAUCCUCCCGAUCAAGGAUUCAAUACAUGACGACUGCCUCUCCUUAAAACCCAACCAUCAGCAAUCAUGUCGGGUAAUGUGAAGGUAGUUUCACGUUUCCGUCCUCCAAAUGCGCUGGAAUUGCGUGAGGGCGGAGACAUCGUGGUGGACUUCGAAGGAGCACCCGAUUCGGAUACAAUGACAAAUGUCAAGGUCAAAGGUGCAGUUGCUGAAGGUGGUGCAUUCACCUUUGACAAAGUGUUCCCAAUGGGCACAAGACAACAAGACGUUUUCGAAUUUGGAAUCAAAGAAACCGUUGAUGAUGUGCUGAACGGAUAUAAUGGUACAAUCUUCGCAUAUGGACAGACAGGUUCCGGUAAAACCUAUACGAUGAUGGGUUCAGAUAUAGACGAUGAUGCACAAAAGGGUAUCAUUCCCCGCAUUACAGAACAAAUCUUUGAUAGUAUCAUGUCAUCUCCGCCCAAUUUGGAGUACUUGGUAAAAGUCUCAUACAUGGAAAUCUAUAUGGAACGAAUUCGCGAUCUGUUGGCCCCGCAAAAUGACAACCUUCAAAUUCACGAAGAAAAGAACAAAGGAGUGUAUGUCAAAGGUCUUUCAGAUUUCUACGUUGGUGAUCAGAGCGAUGUGUACAAGAUCAUGAAGCAAGGAGGUAUGGCUCGUGCUGUCUCCUCGACAAACAUGAACGCCGAAUCUUCUCGAUCCCAUUCCAUCUUCCUCAUCUCCAUUCAAGUUCGCAACACCGAAACCGGUACUCAGAAAUUGGGUAAUUUAUACCUUGUCGAUUUGGCCGGUUCCGAAAAGGUUGGUAAGACGGGUGCAAGUGGUCAAACUUUGGAAGAAGCCAAGAAGAUCAACAAAAGUUUAAGUGCAUUGGGUAUGGUCAUCAAUGCGCUCACAGAUGGUAAAUCUUCGCAUAUCCCUUAUCGUGAUUCCAAAUUGACACGUAUUCUGCAAGAAUCGCUUGGUGGUAACUCUCGUACAACAUUGAUCAUCAACUGUUCUCCCUGUCAAUUCAAUGUCGAUGAAACAAUCUCAACGCUUCGGUUCGGUGUUCGUGCUAAAUCGAUCAAGAACAAGGCUCGAAUCAAUGCUGAACUCAGUCCUGCAGAACUGAAAGCCCUGCUGAAACGGGCUCAAUCGGACAUUGGUAAAUACCAAAACUACAUCACAGCCCUUGAAGCCGAAUUGAAGAUUUGGCGUGCUGGUGGAAAAGUUGCUGAAGCGGAUUGGGCAGAUAUGGCAAAGAUUGCAGCAGGAGUCGCUGCUGCUUCUGCUGGUGCCACUGGCGAAAGUGCUGUUGCACCUACAGCCAAAGCUUCCCUGGCUUCUGGUGCAAGACCACAGACACCGGCAAUCGAGGGUUUGAAAGAAUUGAGCUCUCGACCCGAGACCCCAACGGCUGUUUCGAUGGAUAAAGAUGAACGUGAAGAGUUCCUUCGACGUGAGAACGAAUUAGCAGAUCAAGUUGCCGAAAAGGAGACAGCUCUAAAGAAAGCCGAAGAGGAAUUGCGGGAAGCAAAGGAUGAACUUGGCUUCUACAAAGAACAAGAAGCAACUCUCGGAAAGGAGAACAAGAGCAUUGCGAGCGAAUUAAACGAGACCAAGCUUCAGCUUGAGAGAUUGAAUUAUGAGUCCAAAGAAGCCGUUAUUUCUAUGGAUAUCUUGAAGGAGCAAAACAUGGAUCUGACUGCGGAAAUUGAGGAAUUACGCAAGAGUUUGACACAAGCGAACAAAGGAGGUGCAAAUGCAGACUUGGAAGACGAAGAGAAGCAGCGGAAGAAGGCUGAACGGAUGGCAAAGAUGAUGGCCGACUUCAAUGCAGGAAUCGUUUCCGAGAAAGAGGAACAGAUUCGACAAAGCUUGGCCAAGCUUGAUAAGGCUGUCGAAGGAGGACUCAGUCAAGACGAUAUCAGCACUUUGCGUGAGCAAUUGUUAGAGAGUCAGACUUUGGUUCGCGAACAAAACGAACGUGUUCGUCAAGCCAUGGAAGAGAAUGAACGCUUGGUGACAAGACGUGAUGAGAUGGAAUCUCGUUUGGCAACAUUGGAAGCCGAGUAUGAAGAAUUGUUGGAUAAGACCUUGGCCGAAGAAGAGAACGGCAAGAAUGCACUAAAUGAUGGUGUUGUGGCCGAGUUGCGCGGAAAGCUGGAAGCACAAUAUGCUGCCAAGCGUGAUGCCCAACAAGCCGAAAUUACUGAUUUGCGUAAACAGAUUGAGCUUAAAGGCAAGGAAACAGUAGGCUUGCAAGCUGCCAACGAAAGCUUAAAGGGAGCAAAUGAAGAACUGAAGCGAGCCUUCAAUGUGACAACGGCAAGUAUCGAAGGAGGACGUAAUCUUGCCGAAAGUGCCCGUGAAAUGGAAAGGGUACGCAAAUCCAUGGCAGGACAAUUAUCCGAAUUUGAUGCGAUGAAGAAGAGUUUGAUGCGCGAUUUGCAAAACCGAUGCGAAAAGGUGGUUGAAUUGGAAAUCUCUUUGGAUGAAUCUAGAGAGCAAUAUAAUAACGUCGUUAGAGCAAGCAACUCUAAAGCACAACAAAAGAAGAUGGCGUUCUUGGAACGCAAUUUAGAGCAAUUGACCGCAGUUCAAAAACAACUUGUCGAACAGAAUUCAUCCUUGAAGAAGGAAGUGGCUGUUGCCGAACGUAAGCUCUUGGCGAGAAAUGAGCGCAUCCAGGGAUUGGAGCAAAGCUUACUAGAAUCUCAAGAGAAGUUUAAUGCAAUGAACAGAAAGUAUGAUGAUCAAGUUAGGAUUAUCAAAGAACGUUUAGCCGCUGCUAAUGAACUCAAGAACUCCAAUGCCGCUGGUAUGGGAUUCGGCUUGGCAAGCAGAAUCGCAAAACCAUUGCGUGGUGGCGGUGGAAGCGGUCCCACCCCCGUCGGUCCGGCUCCUUUGCGUGGUGGUGGUGCAAGCUCUUCACCCGUACCACCCGCUCCUCUGCGUGGAAACGGAACUGGAAAUGCAGCCGGAUCUCAAGUUGAUCCUCGCAGCAGAUCCAAUUGGUUCUUCUCUUCAGCAAAGUAGAUUUCCAUCUUAAUACUACAUUUCUCAAAUCUUACCCUACUCAUUCCUGUAUACCAUAUAUCCAAUGUGCAUAUAAUCACUCUUUCUCAAACAAAGCUGCUUUUGGUUUCGAGAAGCUUCCCAUCAAGGAUGAGUCACUUUGUAUACAUUGCCUUCAUGUGAUCGCGUGAUACAUUAGACGGUAUGGCUUUUUGAGAGUCAUAUGUUGAUCUCGUGAUGUGUAUGUGUGAAAUGUGGUCGCAUAAUACAGGUAAUAGUGCUGAAAACGGGUUGCAAGAAACGAUUUGAUAUGAUCUUGCGUUUAUUUGCUGUAUGACCAAACGUUCUUGAGCACUGGAGGUAGAAAUACGUAAAAAUGGU